AUGUCGUCCGAACGCUCUUUCAUCAUGAUCAAGCCCGACGGCGUCCAGCGCAACCUUGUGUCCGAAAUCAUCGGGCGCUUCGAGCGCCGCGGCUACAAGCUGUGCGGCCUGAAGAUGGUGCAGCCGACGCGCCAGCUCGCUGAGAGCCACUACGCCGACCUUUCCGAGCGCCCCUUCUUCGGCGACCUGUGCACCUUCCUCUCGUCGUCGCCCGUCGUCGCCAUGGUGUGGGCCGGCGCCGACGUUGUCAAGCAGGGCCGGACCAUGAUCGGCGCCACAGACCCGCUCAAGUCCGCCCCGGGCACCAUCCGCGGGGACCUGGCGCUUGUUACGGGGAAGAACGUCAUCCACGGGAGUGAUUCGUGUGAGAACGCCGAGAAGGAGAUCGCGCUCUGGUUCAAGGAUGGAGAGGUCUGCAACUAUGAGCAAGUCACCGCCCCCUGGAUUUACGAAUAA
Messenger RNA from Chondrus crispus (carragheen), 456 nucleotides. Its product is annotated as nucleoside-diphosphate kinase. The transcript has 3 exons. The coding region runs from base 1 to 456 and encodes 151 amino acids. Gene Ontology annotation, molecular function: nucleoside diphosphate kinase activity. Gene Ontology annotation, biological process: UTP biosynthetic process; CTP biosynthetic process; GTP biosynthetic process. The record is from RefSeq and is a predicted model, not a curated record. Lineage: Eukaryota; Rhodophyta; Florideophyceae; Gigartinales; Gigartinaceae.